Molecule: messenger RNA, 279 nt
Organism: Plasmopara halstedii
Lineage: Eukaryota; Oomycota; Peronosporomycetes; Peronosporales; Peronosporaceae
Exons: 1
Coding region: 1-279 (92 amino acids)
Source: RefSeq, a predicted model, not a curated record
AUGCUACUGAUAAUCCCUAGAAGUGUAGUCUUUGAGUAUCAGUCGAGAGAGGUGUCGAAAAACAAAAGCAAAGAUGUGAUCGACGUUGUCGAUAACCAUGUGGAUGGCAUGAAUGCAGAGGAUACUGAUGUCAAUGAAGACUUUCGUUUACCGAUGAGAUCGCGUGAUGAACUGACUCCAGAGUGGUAUAACGGACCGACUCACUCAGUGUCGACUCGUGGAUCAAGUGCACCUAGCCGGAUUGAAGAAGAAGAUGAGAUGAUACGACCAGAGCGUUAA